CCUCUGCCUCCCUAUCCCGUCCCCCUUCCACUGGCCCUCCCCUCUGCCUCCCUCUUUCCCCCCGCUACCACCACUCACGGGCCGAUCGCUCUGCCUCCUCCCAUCCCCGCCAAUAGCCCCUCCCACACCGUUUGUCUAAGGCGCGCCUGCGCAAUGGGCCUGGCCUGGCGCCGGCUCCGAGGCCUGUUCCUGGCGGUGGGGAGUGUUACGCGGCCCGGCGGCACUAGCAGUGGGGGUGGUGUCAGCCUACCUGAAGUCAUGAGCAAAAACAAGAUCCCGGAUAGAUGGCAGAAAUAUUCUGCUGUGGGACGCCGGCUUCCGGGGACAAGAUUCAUCGCCUUUAAAGUCCCUCUGAAGCAGAUAUUCAAAAGGCAGCUGCAACCUGAGGAAUUCUUCUCACCGACUGACCUCCUCAGACAAAUCAAAGAACAGAGGGAGGAAUUGGGGAAAAUCAUUGACCUUACCUUUACAAAACGUUACUAUGAUCCUCAGGAGCUGCCAAAAAGUUUGGUCUACGAGAAAAUUUUCACUGCUGGACAUGAAGUGCCAAAUGCAAAAACCAUCUUGACGUUUAAACAAGCUGUACAAAAAUUCUUGUCAGAUAACAAGGAUAAUGAUAAACUGGUUGGAGUUCAUUGCACUCAUGGAGUUAACAGAACUGGCUAUCUAAUUUGCAGGUACUUGAUCGAUGUGGAUGGGAUGGACCCUCAACAUGCAAUCAACUUGUUCAGUCAAUCCCGAGGAUGCCAGAUAGAAAGACAGAAUUACAUACAGGAUCUUCUGCAGGGGCCACACAGGAGCAAAGGGAUUGGUGCACCGGGCCUGAAGCAGAAGGCAUCUUACAGCCAGCAGCCCAAGUUCAAGCAGAAAGAGAGACUUCUUAAAGGAGAAUGCCCCAAACGCAAUGAUUUUCGUAGGUUCAGCCAAUUACCAUACCCACCAAGACAGCCUGCAAGCCCCUUCCAGUCUAUGCAGCAACCUAAAAGACGAGGGCUCGGGACUGGUACUGUGAGCCAAACGAUUCAGUACAAUGGAGAAACCAAGUUAUCUUUCAAUCACGAUUAUGCAAAACAGGAAUUGUCCCUAAGGAAUUGUCAAACUGAGGUUCCACAGUGGGGCGGUCAGCCGGAUGCUUGGUGGUGGGGCGGUCAGCCAGAUGCCUGGCGGUGGGGCGGUCAGCCGGACACCUGGCGGUGGAACAGUCAGCCACAGUGGCAGCACCAGAAUUAUCAGCACCCUGUACAUGCUGGAAGGGGUAACAAAGGCUGGAAGCUAAAUUUUGGUACUCAGGCCAAAUUGAACGUACAUCUACGGUGGGACAACUGAAAUGUGAAUUGUGGAUAUUUCAGUAAUUGUAAUUUGCUAUGUGUGAACACAUUUCGCAUCACUAUUUUAUAAAGGCUGCUUUCGUUAUGAAGCAUUUUUUGACAUGAAAUGGAGCAGCUGAAUGGGAGCUGGUCUGGGUUUGAGAUCAGUGUUCCAGUAGUUCUCCUCAGUUGAUACCAGGCACUGUUGAAUGUCAUGUCUAAGGGUCUUCCUUCAUUUCCUGAGACCACUGCACUGUGCUAGUAACGGUCCUGCCCCCGUGUUAGCCAGAUCAAAAUUUUCAUGUCUCAUAGCCACAUUUGUUUACAAUUAUACUCAGCAAGUUCAAGGUUGGGGAUGGGGGUUGCAGAGUGAACAUGUCGUGCAGUCAGCUUACUCAAAGUGAUGGACAGUUUUGUCAUUUCCCAGCUUACCAACUGGUUUCUUACAGUGGCAGUGCACUGCAAAGUUAUUUGCAUUAUAUUUAGGUUCAGGGACGAUGUAUGAUCUCCCAUGAGGUUUCACCUGGGCAGUCAGAAAGUCAUGUACCAAAGUUGUUGAAUAUUAUAUUUGAAACUGGAUAUCCCUUUAAAUUGUUUCUUUUAAAUGAUUUAAUUCUCACUGCAGUCAGCCCAGCUUAAAAUCUAUCUAACUUCGCUAAAUCUACUGAUUUCGACUGCUUAUGGACAGUGGCAGUGAUGGGGAAAACAGUCAGAGCCACAUUUCUGAUCAGCAUCUUCUGGCAGCUAUGGAGGUCAGGCUUAGCUCUGUGCAUUGCCCAUGUAAGUGGGACAGCCUGCUGACCACCCCUCACCCCCCCCAGUGCGCGCGCGCGCGCGCACGCACGCACACACACACACACACACACACACACACACACACACACUCUCACACACACACACACUCUCUCACACACACUCUCUCUCACACACACACACACACACACACACACACACACACACACA
This is a messenger RNA of Stegostoma tigrinum, 2270 nucleotides long. It is a transcript of the gene dusp11, whose product is annotated as dual specificity phosphatase 11 (RNA/RNP complex 1-interacting). The record is from RefSeq and is a predicted model, not a curated record. Gene Ontology annotation, molecular function: protein tyrosine/serine/threonine phosphatase activity; polynucleotide 5'-phosphatase activity. Bases 154 to 1326 code for a protein of 390 amino acids. The transcript is spliced from 9 exons. Lineage: Eukaryota; Metazoa; Chordata; Chondrichthyes; Orectolobiformes; Stegostomatidae. Gene Ontology annotation, biological process: protein dephosphorylation.